UGUGUUCGAUAUACAGCGUUCGACGGUCUGAUGUUCAUUUUGCAGCAGGUUGUAAAUCAGUGGCCUAAUGUCCUCAGCCUGGAGCCUGGAGCAUCAUUAGAUGACAGCCUGUAAGGAGAUAUGCCUGAAAUCUGAGGAUGGCUUGGAUAUGGGAGCAGGGUGAGGGGGCCCCGGGCCCCUGUGUCACAGUGUCAGGAUGGCCAGUGAAGACCCCAGCCUCCCGAGCCCCGCGGUGCGCCAGGUCGACAAGCAGUUCCUGAUCUGCAGCAUCUGCCUGGAUCGCUACGACAACCCCAGAGUCCUCCCCUGUCUGCACACCUUCUGCGAGCGGUGCUUACAGAGUUACAUACCUGUCCACAGCCUGACCAUCUCGUGCCCCGAGUGCCGUCAGACGUCCAUCCUGCCCGAGAGGGGCGUGUCCGCGCUGCAGAGCAACUCCUUCGUCACCGGCCUGAUGGACGUCCUGCAGCGGUCGCCCGACAGCAGCAGUGAGGCCUGCACCGUGCUGGAGGCCGUGGCCGCCGUGGCCGCCACCCCGCCCCUGUCCUGCCCCAACCACGAGGGCAAGGUGAUGGAGAUGUACUGCACCCCAUGCGAGACAGCAGUGUGUCAAGACUGUAUUGGCGGGGAGCACGCCGACCACCCCGCCAUCCCGCUCAAGGACGCGGUGGAGCAGCAUAAGAUCGCUCUGCAGGACCAGCUGGGUGCAGUAAAGAAAAGGCUGCCGGAGAUCGACUCGGCCCUGCGGGCCCUGUCCGACAUCCUACAGCAGCUCAGCAGCCAGCGGGCGUCCAUCGAGGAGGACAUCCACGCCACCUUCGAGGAGCUGCAGAAGACGCUGAACGUGAGGAAGAGCGUGCUGCUGAUGGAGCUGGAGGUCACGUACGGGCUCAAGCAGAAGGUGCUCCAGGGCCAGCUGGACUCCCUGCUGCAUGACCAGGAGGGCAUCCACAGCAGCUGCAGCUUCACGGAGCAGGCCCUGAGCCGCGGCUCGGAGGCCGAGGUCCUGCUGGUGAAGAAGCAGAUGGGCGAGCGCCUGAGCGAGCUGGCCGGCACCGACUACGCCCUGCAGCCCGCGGAGAACGACCAGCUGGACUUCCUCAUCGAGACGGAGGGCCUGAAGAAGUCCAUCCACAACCUGGGCACCAUCGUCACCACCAACGCCGUGGCCUACGAGACGGUGGCCAGCGGCGAGGGCCUGCGGCAGUGUGUGGUGGGCCACCCCACCUCCGUCACCAUCACCACCAAGGACAAGGACGGCGAGCUGUGCAAGACGGGCAACGCCUGCCUGACGGCCGAGAUCUUCACCCCGGAAGGCAGUGUGGCCGAUGGCGAGGUCCUGGACAACAAGAACGGCACCUACGAGUUCCUCUACACCGUGCAGAAGGAGGGCAACUUCACCUUGUCGCUGCGCCUCUACGACCACCACAUCAAGGGCAGCCCCUUCAAGCUGAGGGUGACCAAGUCGACCGAGGCCCUGCCCACCUCCGACGGCGUCAAGAAGCGGGUCAAGUCCCCCGGCAGUGGCCGCAUUAAGCAGAAGGGGGUGAAGCGCACGGCCAGCAUGUUCAGCACGGCCAAGCGGAAAGAGAACCCCAUCGAGGAUGACCUGAUCUGCAGAAUCGGUACAAAGGGAAGAAAUAAAGGCGAGUUCACCAACGUGCAGGGCGUGGCGGCGUCUCCAACCGGCAAGAUUCUGAUAGCGGACAGUAACAACCAAUGCGUUCAGAUCUUCUUGAACGACGGGCAGUUUGUGAGCCGGUUCGGUGCGCGGGGGCGGUCUCCCGGGCAGCUCCAGCGCCCCACCGGCGUUGCAGUCCACCCCAACGGUGACAUCAUCAUCGCUGACUACGACAACAAGUGGGUCAGCAUUUUCUCAAGUGAGGGGAAGUUCAAGACAAAGAUCGGCUCCGGCCGGCUGAUGGGGCCCAAGGGCGUGUCCGUGGACCGGAACGGUCACGUGAUCGUGGUGGACAACAAGGCUUGUUCUGUCUUCAUCUUCCAGCCCACAGGCAAGCUGGUCACCAAGUUCGGCACCCGCGGAAAUGGGGACAGGCAGUUCGCAGGUCCUCACUUUGCAGCCGUGAACAAUAAUAACGAAAUCAUUAUUACGGAUUUCCAUAACCAUUCUGUGAAGGUUUUCAACACGGAGGGGGAAUUCCUUCUGAAAUUUGGGUCCAACGGUGAAGGAAACGGGCAAUUUAACGCUCCUACAGGGGUGGCCGUCGAUGUCAACGGCAACAUCAUUGUGGCAGAUUGGGGAAACAGUAGAAUACAGGUGUUUGAUGGCAGUGGCUCCUUCCUGUCCUACAUCAACACCUCAGUGGACCCCCUGUACGGGCCCCAAGGUUUGGCCCUGACGUCCGACGGCCACGUUGUGGUAGCGGAUUCAGGAAACCACUGCUUCAAAGUGUACCGCUACCUGCAGUGACACCUGGCAACCACCCACACCUUCACCCAUUUCUCCACCCGGGGCGAAACCUGCCAAGAUGUCUGUCUCCAUCUGAAGCUUUUCAUCUGCGUGGCCUUGCCCUGACCUUUGAACCCUGCUCCUGCCCCCCUGUCCUCAGCCCCCCUGUCUGUUCCACUCCAGAGAGGUGUGACACGCUAAACUGCAAGUAAAGAAGCUAACCCAGCCCUGUAAUACAAAUGGACACCUCCAUGAUUUCGUUUGAACAUUUCUCUGUAACCCGGUGAUGAUCCAUGACAACUUAUUGCCUGUGUCCUCAUGCCAUGCAAUGUUUGCUAUUACUCUAUUUAGGAUGAAAUGGUAGUGCCUGAUAUGUAUAUACACUCAUUUAAUUGCAUUAUUCUCUGUAUUCACUAUUGCCCUCAAUGGUUGGAGGUAUAGUAUUUUGUGUAACACUGAAUAUCAACAUCUUAAUACAGCAAUUUAGUAAUUUGCUACUCUGAUCAUGGCUAACAAACUUGACUUGAAAAGUGAAACAGUAUGGCAGCUUCUGGGUUCGGUAAAAUUAAAAAGUAAUAUAUAUAUUUUGUUCAGAAAAUUAGCGACAAGUAAAAAAAAAAAAACUAUAUAUUUGUGAAAGUACAUUUAAUAACCAAUAAUGUGUGAAAAGGAAAAAAACACAUUGUGAGCUCUGCACUUGUAGACAUUGUCUAUUUUUCUUGUGGUCUUUGACACCUAACUAACAAACAAUAACGUGUGAAAGAAAAACUACAGCCCUCAGUAAAAUGUUAGUCUUAUCUCUUUUCCUGGUAAGGAAAAAAAUAAUGGCCUGUAUAUAAUGUGUAAUACUUUUCCCAUCACACUAACACACCAUUCAUCACAGGGCUGAAUAUUCCAGGGUAUUUUUGAUGCAUGGUUUUAUAGUUGUAGUAGCUAUAUCAUUAUAUUGACAUGCCUGCAAUGCUUUUAGGAAGAAAAAAAAUCACACAAAACCAAACUCUUUAGUGGGAGAUAUUCUGAGGGGUACGGAUGCGUAGUGUCACCCAGCACAGGUCAUUUAUGUUUCUAAAUCACUCAUUGGUUCGUCCUUCUGCACGUGGUGAACCACUCUCUAUUGUGUCAAAUGCACUGUCCUGAAAAACUGCACAACCAUUCACCCUGACAGCAACAUGACAUUUGCAAGUUCCAAAAACUAUGGUAGCACUUCACUUUAUAGCUCUGGCCGCCUCUUAAUUUCAGUGUAAUCGCUCUUAAUUUAUGUAACGAUGUACACACUCUGGGGUGGGUGAGUUCAGGUGACUGUGACUGAACAUUGAAAUGUUUUUCAAAGAUAUUAUUAGCCCUUUAUACUGAGCUUUAGAGUGAAGUGUGACCAAAAGGGUACAUUACUGCAUUAUUGUUCGAAAGACAUUGCUGUUAUUCCGUUGUCCCAUGGAUGAGGCAGUUUGUUUCUUAAAGAAAUGUCUUAUGUUGUACAGCGUACAUUGUAGCACAUAGUAUGGCAUUAUAGGUGGUUGUCCAAAGGAUGUUUUUUUUGUUUUGUUUUCAAAAGGUAAACCUAAGAUGAAGGCAGAUAUUUGGGCCCUUCUUUAAAGUGUGUGUUCCACAUAGGCCAGAGUCAAAGCUGUAAAUUUACUUCAUGCCUGGAGGUUAUGAACAAGCGAAAGAGAAAAAAUCUAAAUGCUUUCAUCCCAGCCUUCGUUCCCUCACUUGGCUUUAAUAACUCACAUUUACACAGCUAUUCCUGUCCCUUUCAAAGGAUCUGAGAGCACUUUACAGCAAGGGGCAUAACUCACGCGAGUUACCAGUGCGUUGCGUUGCUAUUUGGAGGAUGCACAGUGGCUAUAUUACACCAGGACUCACUUCACAUUUUUAGAGUGUAAGAGGCAAUGUGUGGUACCAGACAUACCUGAAGUAUGUUAGUACUCGAAAUUAUCAGAACUGUAACCUUCAUCUGGUAGAACGCAUUGUGUGUAUCGUAACACAAUUCUUUGUGUAUCAAAUUAUAAACUGUAUAACAUGAGAAAUACAACAUUGAUGGAAAUACCUUACAGAAACAGUAAGUCAUGGCAAUGCACUCCAUAGAACCUAUGCUUAUAGCUUUGGUUAAGGGACCUUAAUGAAAGCUUUUCGUAAUAAACUUUUACAUACACUAAUUAUGUUAAGUUAUCCAAAUUAGGUGCAAUAACUUAUUUCCAUAUUAUAUGAAUUAAUCUGUUCAAUGUGUUUAAUAUGUGUGUUUUCUAAUUUCAUUAAAUUAUUAUUUUCUGUUCUUAUGUUUGUGUGAUGCCAAAUGGAAGGCUAAGUGGCCAUGAGAUGUUUAUUAGUUAUUUCAUUUUCGCAAGACGUUGUUAGAUAUUCAUUGCAAAAACAAUUCAAAGCUACGCGUGGGAACAUUUUUGUAUAUAGAUAUGUCUUUGGUUCACUUGACAGUGUUGUAUUUUUGAAAUGUCUGUACAGAAUUUGUUUGAUACGGAGUAUUUGAUAGAUUGCGAUAAGUCUGGAAGUCCAACACUGUUGUGUCUGUCAGAAACACAGCCUUAAAAAAAUCAUCUUAUCUCAUACAUUUCAACGCUGGAAUGUUUUCUUACUGAUGUGAAUAGCGCUAUUUCAACAAACAACAUGAAAGUUCUCCUUCAUGUUCUGUUCAUAUUCAUUAAAUUGGCAUUACAAA
Molecule: messenger RNA, 5084 nt
Organism: Megalops cyprinoides (Indo-Pacific tarpon)
Lineage: Eukaryota; Metazoa; Chordata; Actinopteri; Elopiformes; Megalopidae
Product: tripartite motif-containing protein 2-like
Exons: 12
Coding region: 197-2431 (744 amino acids)
Biological process (GO): negative regulation of translation; protein polyubiquitination; proteasome-mediated ubiquitin-dependent protein catabolic process
Molecular function (GO): protein binding; ubiquitin protein ligase activity; translation repressor activity
Source: RefSeq, a predicted model, not a curated record